Messenger RNA from Laccaria bicolor S238N-H82, 453 nucleotides. RefSeq lists its product as uncharacterized. The transcript is spliced from 2 exons. Lineage: Eukaryota; Fungi; Basidiomycota; Agaricomycetes; Agaricales; Hydnangiaceae. Bases 1 to 453 code for a protein of 150 amino acids. The record is from RefSeq and is a predicted model, not a curated record.
AUGCGAUUUCUGGAGAUCGCGUUGUCUUGUUGGACGAGGAGAUGGAGCCGUAACAUGGAAAUUGGCAAUCAGCAUAUACACAAUGCUAUUCGGAGACCAGUGAAUGCUGCUGCUGUGAAUCAGGGUCCCAGGAGUCCUAUUCGGAAUGCUCCCCAGAGCCCUGCAGGAUCUCAGCCCAAGACCCUGUUGCAUACGACGUUCAAGCCGUCCCCGCUCAAUCCUGAUGUUCUUCCUCAAAGUCCUCUUCGCACCGUUCCACCUCAUCCUUCGACACAUCAGCACCUUCAUCCCAGCCACCCCCCUCGCCUUGCCCUUCGCCCACCCUAUGCGUUGGCCUCACCCCAACGCUUGUCCAAACCCAUCACAGAAAUACCCCACCCCUUCAACAACCCAAACCCCCGCCGCCCCCCCUCCGCUUCUAGCAGCACCCGCAGGGUCGUGGCCUCUGCCUAA